CUCUUCUUCUUCUUCUUCUUUGUUCUGUCACCCAAAUCUCUCUCUUUCUCUGAAACAGGAACAGAAGACCAAAAUUUAUCUUUCUGAGCUCGAUUUUCCCUCUUUAAUGGUUUCCACUGUUUCGAAAACUUAAAAUCUGACGUUUCUUUGGGGUUAAAUGAUUGAUUGAGAGCCGAAAGAGAAGAGGCAAAACGAGAAGCUGUUUCUGGUUUUUGAUGACUAUGGAUUGUUCUUGAGUCGGCACAAAAAAUGUGCGGUGGUUUUGGGAUUUGAGGCCAUUAGAGCUUGGAUUUUUCUUCUUCAGAGUUUCGGAUUCAACCGGUUGACCCGCUUCUUGUUCGGAUCUCACGGCGAUCGUCGGAUUUUCGAAGGUCCGUCGCUCCUUUGUCUGAUUUAGGGUUUGAUUAUUUCGUCUUUCUGGUAGGAAUUGCGUUGAUUUUGCUGAAAUUGGAUCGGGUAGAUAUAUAGAUAAGAUAAGAGUGUAAAUACUAAAUAUACAAGAGUUGAAAAGUGGAUUGAAUUUAGUUUGAUAGUAAUGGUGACUGCGAAUGACCCAAUCGAGUCGAUUCUGAAUUCUUUUCAAGUCGUGAAAGAAGCUCUUUCGCCCCUUGAAUUGAGCUUGCAGAAGGCGGCGAAGGACUUCGAGGACCGUUGGUCUGGGCCUAGGAAUAAGGGAAACACUGUUGGAUUGGCUAGUGAAUUUGGCGGAGGAGAUAAGAAUGGUAAAGUUCAGAUCGGUGGUUCGAAGAAGAAAAGUGGACAGUGUGUCUCAGUUGGUGGUGAGGAGAGAAAGAAAGGAUUAUAUAUUAAGGUCCCGAUAAAGGUUUUGUUUGGGAAGUUUUUGCCGAAUUCCGGAGAUGGAAACCAAGUGGAAGUGCAGAAAAAGGGAGCGAAAGGGACGGAUUUGGAUUUGGAUUUGGCAAAGGAGGAUGGGUCUUGUGUGAAUUGCUUGCAGUUUAAUUUGGCUUGGUCCUUGCUCGUUAACUGUGUUGUUCAGGCAUUACCAGGCCCGUUCAAAGCGGGUAAGAGGCGGUUGCAGAAGGCGAGGGACGAUGAGGAAUUGUGUAAGUGUAACAAGCAGAAGGUUUCUGGUGAAUUGAAGCAAAGGUCGUCUAAGGGUCACCAUAUCAAGACAACACAAAAUGAGGGUGCGACACAUAAAGAAGCAAAAUAUGAACCGUUUGAAUGCUUUAUAGGUUUUGUCUUCGAUAAACUAAAUCAUAAUCUUCAGAAGUUUGAUAAGGGUGUGCGAGAAGAUGGUAAUAAGGAUUGUGAAACUCCCGUGCAGACGUCUUUAACAUCCCAAUUUGAUCAGUUAAAAGGUAUUCUGGAUGGUCGCAAAGCAGACGUAAAUGAUUUUUUGGGAAAUCUGAUGUUUGCAAAAGUUGGGGGUGUUCCUUCUGGUGUUGUUGGGGUUACUUCUUCGGUUAAUGAAGAGGGUGCUGUUGGUGCUAAUGAUGGGAAUAGUGAAGAAACUGGGGGUAUUUCACCACAGAAGCUGGCCAGUGGCAUAUUUAGUAUUCCACUAUCUAAUGUGGAGCGGUUGAGGUCCACGUUAUCUACUGUUUCGUUGACAGAACUAAUUGAGCUUGUACCGCAUCUAGGACGACCUUCUAAGGAUUAUCCUGACAAGAAGAAGCUGAUCUCUGUCCAAGAUUUCUUUAGAUACACGCAGUCUGAAGGAAGGAGAUUCUUUGAAGAACUGGAUAGAGAUGGUGAUGGCCAAGUAACUUUAGAAGAUCUUGAAGUUGCAAUGAGAAAGAGGAAAUUGCCACGGAGAUAUGCUCAUGAGUUCAUGCGCCGUACUAGGAGCCACAUAUUUUCAAAGUCGUUUGGCUGGAAACAAUUUUUAUCCUUGAUGGAGCAGAAGGAAUCAACCAUUCUUCGUGCAUAUACUUCUCUUUGCCUGAGCAAGUCUGGGACGCUGCAAAAGAGUGAAGUAUUGGCGUCACUUAAAAAUGCUGGACUUCCAGCUAAUGAAGACAAUGCUGUUGCUAUGAUGCGAUUUCUGAAUGCAGACUUGGAAGAAUCUAUUUCUUAUGGACAUUUUCGAAAUUUUAUGCUUUUACUCCCUUCUGAUCGAUUGCAAGAUGACCCCCGGAGUGUCUGGUUUGAAGCUGCAACUGUUGUUGCUGUUGCUCCUCCAAUGGAAAUACCUGCUGGAAGUGUACUGAAAUCUGCUUUGGCAGGGGGCCUUUCAUGUGCACUUUCUUGCGCUCUAAUGCAUCCUGUUGAUACCAUAAAGACUCGUGUGCAAGCGUCAACAAUGUCCUUCCCUGAAAUUAUUUCGAAGCUUCCACAAAUUGGAGUGCAGGGUGUAUAUAGGGGUUCAAUCCCUGCCAUUCUUGGUCAAUUUUCAAGCCAUGGCCUGCGAACUGGCAUAUUUGAAGCAAGUAAACUAGUUCUUAUAAAUGUUGCUCCAACACUACCAGAGCUCCAGGUUCAAUCUAUAGCAUCAUUUUGCAGCACGGUUUUGGGAACAGCGGUGAGGAUCCCGUGUGAGGUAUUAAAGCAGCGGUGUCAGGCUGGCAUUUUUAACAAUGUGGGAGAGGCUAUUGUCGGGACGUGGCACCAGGAUGGUCUUAGGGGCUUCUUUCGGGGGACUGGUGCAACUCUUUGUCGAGAAGUUCCUUUCUACGUUGCUGGCAUGGGGCUUUAUGCUGAAUCCAAGAAGCUUGCGCAACAUCUCCUGCGACGUGAACUGGAACCCUGGGAAACGAUUGUAGUUGGGGCUUUAUCUGGUGGACUAGCUGCUGUCACCACCACACCCUUUGAUGUGAUGAAGACUAGAAUGAUGACUGCACAAGGCCGGUCUGUCUCAAUGAGCAUGGUAGCCUUCUCCAUUCUCCGACAUGAAGGACCACUUGGGUUGUUUAAAGGCGCCGUACCAAGGUUCUUCUGGAUUGCUCCCUUGGGUGCGAUGAACUUUGCGGGCUACGAGCUUGCAAGAAAGGCCAUGGACAAAAAUGAAGAGAGGGUGGCUAGUGCUGGGUAAAGUUUUGUCAGUAUUUUAUUUUAUUUUUUGUGUAGUUAAGCACUGCUCUCUGCAGCUACUAUCUUGUUAUCUUUAUGAUGAUAACAAUUUAAUGCUGCCGGAAAGUUUUGAGCCUUUUCCGGAUUUGGUAGCAACCAUCUGUUAAAAACUAUAAUUUGUCGAUGUCUCCAGACGCUCUAAUUUUGUUACAAUAUCUUUUUCUGAACUCUUAUAACUGUCCCCGGUGGCCAUGAAAAUAUGUUUUGAAUUUUAUGUUGUAAUUUUGCUCGAUUCCUUGCGAAUCUGUACAGUAUAUGCAGCAGUCCUACGGCCUUCCCA
Messenger RNA from Morus notabilis, 3313 nucleotides. Its product is annotated as mitochondrial substrate carrier family protein C. The record is from RefSeq and is a predicted model, not a curated record. Gene Ontology annotation, cellular component: mitochondrial inner membrane. The transcript is spliced from 7 exons. Bases 536 to 2995 code for a protein of 819 amino acids. Lineage: Eukaryota; Viridiplantae; Streptophyta; Magnoliopsida; Rosales; Moraceae. Gene Ontology annotation, molecular function: S-adenosyl-L-methionine transmembrane transporter activity; calcium ion binding.